AUGAUCCAGCAAUUCUCCCGCUUCGUCAAUACAGGCAGCGGUCUGGAAAAGUCUCUCCGCCUCAUUCAAUGCGUGUCGCAGGUCGUCGCAGCGCUCACUACGAGCACUGCACUGGCCGUGCAAUUGACGACCGUCAAGUUGCAAUUGGCCUUGACACGGAGAUAUUUCCGCUUCUUCGGAUUCAUUGACUCCUUCCAGCGUGUUUCUGCUUUGCUAGGCGGGGAUGGGUUCAGCUCGGUAGCCGGCCUAAUCGAGCUAGCAAAGUGGACUUGCUUUGGCCUGUACUUUGUUCUGGAAGAUCUGACUAUUCUCCACGCAAUAGGUGUCUAUGCUGUUCCCUGGAACGACCCUGUCAUGGACCAAGCCAACACUUUCUGGCUCUACGCUUUAUCUUUCUCAGUGGCUGGAGCUCUUUGGGAGCUACUUUUCGGAAACCCCAAGCAGCCCUCUAAGGUGGAAAAGAAGAGCGAGAAAGCUCAACCAGAGCAAGUCCCACCCGCUAAAGUGACUCCCGCCUCCACCCUUGUCAAGAAGGUCGUGGUUGAUGGAUGUGACUUGCUCAUUCCGUUGGAGCUUUUGAGAUGGUGGCCCACCGGAGAUGUGGUUAUUGGAUCGACCAUGGUGUUGAGCACACUACUCACUGCCCAAGAUAUCUGGGCAAAGCUGUGA
This is a messenger RNA of Penicillium brevicompactum, 669 nucleotides long. RefSeq names its product PEX11 domain protein. NCBI's taxonomy places the organism in Eukaryota, Fungi, Ascomycota, Eurotiomycetes, Eurotiales, Aspergillaceae. The record is from RefSeq and is a predicted model, not a curated record. Gene Ontology annotation, cellular component: peroxisomal membrane. Gene Ontology annotation, biological process: peroxisome fission; regulation of peroxisome size. The coding region runs from base 1 to 669 and encodes 222 amino acids. The transcript has 3 exons.